Molecule: messenger RNA, 599 nt
Organism: Nanorana parkeri
Lineage: Eukaryota; Metazoa; Chordata; Amphibia; Anura; Dicroglossidae
Gene: MOGAT2
Product: monoacylglycerol O-acyltransferase 2
Exons: 4
Biological process (GO): triglyceride biosynthetic process; diacylglycerol biosynthetic process
Cellular component (GO): endoplasmic reticulum membrane
Molecular function (GO): diacylglycerol O-acyltransferase activity; 2-acylglycerol O-acyltransferase activity
Source: RefSeq, a predicted model, not a curated record
GACUGAUCCCCGCAGACAAAGACAGUGCUUCCUAUUUGCUGAGGAACAAGAAGUGUGGAAACGCAGUAGUCAUCGCAGUGGGCGGAGCUCCUGAAUCACUGGACGCACGACCUGGCGCUUUCACAUUGCUAGCAAAAAACAGGAAAGGAUUUGUCAGGCUGGCCAUAGAACACGGGGCAUCCUUGGUUCCGGUGUUUUCCUUUGGAGAAAACGAGCUCUUUGACCAGGUGGAAAAUCCCAAAGGCUCCUUCCUCAGAUCGGUGCAGGAGAAGCUGCGGAAGAUUAUGGGCGUAGCUCUGCCGCUGUUCCACGCUCGAGGCGUUUUUCGGUACAGCUUCGGUCUGAUGCCCUACAGGAGACCAAUUUACACCAUUGAAGAUCUGAAGAUCCUCGAGCGGCCGCAAAGGAUCAUGGGGCGGGCACAUGCGCAGUUCGAGCAAGCCUGCGAGAGCGGGGAUCAGAUAGAUCUGCACAAACUCUACCUGGAGAAGCUGAGCGAAUUGUUCGAGGAGCACAAAACUCAAUACAACGUCCCGGCUGACAAACAUCUAACAUUUGUAUAAAGACUGCGGGAAGCCCAAGUGACUCUUGUUUACACU